Messenger RNA from Astrephomene gubernaculifera, 1666 nucleotides. The record is from the annotation of a GenBank genome assembly. NCBI's taxonomy places the organism in Eukaryota, Viridiplantae, Chlorophyta, Chlorophyceae, Chlamydomonadales, Astrephomenaceae.
CGUACAUACAUAUGCUUCAGCAAGCUCAAUACCAGUACUGAACUUAGCGAAUAUCAGUAGGAGAGGUUCUAAGGUCGUGUAUCUGUCCUACAACAUUGGUUAAGUACUACUUGUUUCGGGAUAAGGCAAGACGCACGUACAGAUUUUUACAUCAACUCGAUGGACAGGCAGCCGAACGUACCGGUAGUAUGGGAAGAUUCAAACGUUGCAUCUGGCGUUUUUUUGCUUCCGGAAAUCCUUGAUCGUAUCUCCAGCUAUAUGCCCAAGAACGAGGUAGCCUGUACGCUGCGCCUAGUAAACAAGGUUACGGCUGCGCACUUUGACCGUCCGGGAGAUCGGAUCGUCCGUGUGUCCGAGCUGGUUCCGCACCAUGCCUUCGUUGCUCGCUAUGGCGACCCAGGCAUUAGGAAGCGAUUGGACUUCAACACGCGGUUGCAACUGCUGCGCCUGGUCGCGCGUAGCGGCAGUAUCCCUAACCUGGCAUUCGCAAUCGAAGCAAUGGGGAUCGUGCUGGCUGAGAAUCCACCGGCGUGUUUGUUUUCGGAAGCAGCAGCUGAAGGGCACCUGGACGUCUGCAAAUGGCUGCUGCAGCAAGGCUAUCGCUGGAAGCGCUGUGGUAGCGCACUGUCAGCAGCUGCUAGAGCAGGACAUCGAGUCAUGUGCGAGUGGCUGCUUGCAAAUGGGCACCCCCGGAGCAUAGAAGCGCCUGCUGCUGCUGCUGAAGGAAGCCAUAUCGGCCUGAUGGAGUGGCUGGCGAAACAGCAUCAGCGCAGCGCCCAGUCCAUCGGCAUCAUCCGAACAAGCACCCUGAAGGGCAUUGCAAGGGGCUGCAGCCUGUCGGUCCUUAUGCAGCACUUCGCAGCAGGCGAACCAAUUGAAGACGAUCAUGCCAAGGCAGACGUCCUGGCCGCUGCGGCCUCCAGCUCCACGUCCGAUUGGCGGGCCAAGGUGGAAUGGUUGGAGCUGCAAGGCUACCCGCUGGCCCGAGCCGCCUGCACUGAAGUCCUCAACAGGAUCAGCCCGGCGGAAGACGCGAUGGACCGGCUGCGGUGGCUGCGGGGGCGCGGUUAUCCAGUGGACGACGAAACCGCAGAAGCAGCAGCAUACGCGGGCAAUGUCGCCGCCCUGCAGGAAAUCCUGCUGUGGAACGGCUCCAUCCAACUGGGGGAAAUAGAUUUGGGUUUCGUUGCCUCAAGGGGCCACUUGGAUGUGCUCAAGUUCCUGCACCAGCGGGGCUUCCAUCCUGACAGAUAUGAUGCCUGGAACGCGGCCAGGGGUGGCCGCCUGCACGUGCUGGAAUGGCUGUUUGAGGAGGUUGGUCUGGCGGAUGUGGAGGGCCUGCUGGGCCAGGCUGCCAGGUCGGGGAGUGUGGAGCUGAUGGCAUGGCUUCAUGCAAGGGGAGCUCACAUGGAGGAGGAUGUGAUGUGUGGGGCUGCGGAGGCGGGCUGUGAAGAGACGCUGGAGUGGCUAGCCGAGCACUACGAUAUCCAAGCCGUCCCUGCACAGCCAUGCGCCUAUUAUGUGGCCUUGGUAAACGGGGACAUGGCCACACUGCGUUGUCUGCGGCGACUGGGCUGCCCCCGGGACAGCAGCUGCGACGCGCCGUACCUGAGCACCUGCGCGGAGAAGAAGUACCCGCAAUGGGUGAGUGAGUGGCUGCUGCGGG